AUGUGGGAAGCCAUGGCGUCAGCAGCUUAUGGCAAUACAUUGAAUAUUGAGGAGCUGUUAGGAGGAGGAGCCCAGGUGGCAGAAAUAUACAGCAGAGAUGUGUCCAAAAGCAGCAGGUCCCUGCUUCUAGAAAGUAGGCUUCAGCGGUUAGUGGAAAGGGUGGAUCUGGAUCACCAACUUGAGGUGGAGACAGGUCUUCCCGCCUUGGCUCAGCUGCCGCGUCCCGCAGCGCCCCACAGUUCCAGGAUCCGCCCGCGCCUGCACCCCUUCCUCUGCCCGCCUCUCCGCAAGGUGCUAGCGCGAGGCGCCUGGAGGCCGGCGGCUGUUCCAGGGAGCGCAGCCGCAGGAGCCGGGACCGCGGGAGGCGCCGCCGUCCACCGGCCCCUUACCUGCUCUGCUAAGCUCCGUAGCUCAGGAUCUGAGACAAUCAGGAGGCUGAUCCGAUCCGCCGCCGCCGCAAUCAACGACGCUCAGCUCCGUAGCUCGGGAUCUAAGGACAAUCGGGAGGCUGAUCCGAUCCGCCGCCGCCGCCGCCGCCGCAGAGCAGGACGAACCAGCCCACAGCACCCCCGCACUCACGCCCCGGCCCCGGCCCGGGGUGAUCACACUCAAACCAUUGCAUCUCCUGCAUACACAUUCAGUGAUCACACUCAAACCAUUGCAUCUCCUGCAUACGCAUUCAGUGAUCACACUCAAACCAUUGCAUCUCCUGCAUACGCAUUCAGUGAUCACACUCAAACCAUUGCAUCUCCUGCAUACGCAUUCAGUGAUCACACUAAAACCAUUGCAUCUCAUGCAUACGCAUUCAGUGAUCACACACAAACCAUUGCAUAUCCUGCACACACAUUCAGUGAUCACACACAAACCAUUGCAUCUCCUGCAUACGCAUUCAGUGAUCACACUAAAACCAUUGCAUCUCCUGCAUACGCAUUCAGUGAUCACACUCAAACCAUUGCAUCUCCUGCAUACGCAUUCAGUGAUCACACUCAAACCAUUGCAUCUCCUGCAUACGCAUUCAGUGAUCACACUCAAACCAUUGCAUCUCCUGCAUACGCAUUCAGUGAUCACACACAAACCAUUGCAUCUCCUGCACACACAUUCAGUGAUCACAUACAAACCAUUGCAUCUCCUGCAUACGCAUUCAGUGAUCACACUCAAACUAUUGCAUCUCCUGCACACACAUUCAGUGAUCACACUCAAACCACUGCAUCUCCUGCAUAUGCACUCAGUGAUCACACUCAAACCAUUGCGUCUCCUGCACACACAUUCAGUGAUCACACUCAAACCAUUGCAUCUCCUGCACACACAUUCAGUGAUCACACUCAAACCAUUGCAUCUCCUGCACACACAUUCAGUGAUCACACUCAAACCAUUGCAUCUCCUGCAUACGCAUUCAGUGAUCACACUCAAACCAUUGCAUCUCCUGCAUAUGCAUUCAGUGAUCACACUCAAACUAUUGCAUCUCCUGCACACACAUUCAGUGAUCACACUCAAACCAUUGCAUCUCCUGCACACGCAUUCAGUGAUCACACUCAAACCAUUGCAUCUCCUGCACACGCAUUCAGUGAUCACACUCAAACCAUUGCAUCUCCUGCACACACAUUCAGUGAUCACACUCAAACCAUUGCAUCUCCUGCAUACGCAUUCAGUGAUCACACUCAAACCAUUGCAUCUCCUGCAUACGCAUUCAGUGAUCACACUCAAACCAUUGCAUCUCCUGCACACACAUUCAGUGAUCACACUCAAACCAUUGCAUCUCCUGCACACACAUUCAGUGAUCACACUCAAACCAUUGCAUCUCCUGCAUACGCAUUCAGUGAUCACACUCAAACCAUUGCAUCUCCUGCACACACAUUCAGUGAUCACACUCAAACUAUUGCAUCUCCUGCACACACAUUCAGUGAUCACACUCAAACCAUUGCAUCUCCUGCAUUCGCAUUCAGUGAUCACACUCAAACCAUUGCAUCUCCUGCAUACGCAUUCAGUGAUCACACUCAAACUAUUGCAUCUCCUGCACACACAUUCAGUGAUCACACUCAAACCAUUGCAUCUCCUGCACACGCAUUCAGUGAUCACACUCAAACCAUUGCAUCUCUUGCACACGCAUUCAGUGAUCACACUCAAACCAUUGCAUCUCCUGCAUAUGCAUUCAGUGAUCACACUCAAACCAUUGCAUCUCCUGCAUACGCAUUCAGUGAUCACACUCAAACCAUUGCAUCUCCUGCAUACGCAUUCAGUGAUCACACUCAAACUAUUGCAUCUCCCGCACACACAUUCAGUGAUCACUCUCAAACCACUGCAUCUCCUGCAUAUGCACUCAGUGAUCACACUCAAACCAUUGCGUCUCCUGCACACACAUUCAGUGAUCACACUCAAACCAUUGCAUCUCCUGCACACACAUUCAGUGAUCACACUCAAACCAUUGCAUCUCCUGCACACACAUUCAGUGAUCACACUCAAACCAUUGCAUCUCCUGCAUACGCAUUCAGUGAUCACACUCAAACCAUUGCAUCUCCUGCAUACGCAUUCAGUGAUCACACUCAAACUAUUGCAUCUCCUGCACACACAUUCAGUGAUCACACUCAAACCAUUGCAUCUCCUGCACACGCAUUCAGUGAUCACACUCAAACCAUUGCAUCUCUUGCACACGCAUUCAGUGAUCACACUCAAACCAUUGCAUCUCCUGCACACACAUUCAGUGAUCACACUCAAACCAUUGCAUCUCCUGCAUACGCAUUCAGUGAUCACACUCAAACCAUUGCAUCUCCUGCAUACGCAUUCAGUGAUCACACUCAAACUAUUGCAUCUCCUGCACACACAUUCAGUGAUCACACUCAAACCAUUGCAUCUCCUGCACAUGCAUUCAGUGAUCACACUCAAACCAUUGCAUCUCUUGCACACGCAUUCAGUGAUCACACUCAAACCAUUGCAUCUCCUGCAUACGCAUUCAGUGAUCACACUCAAACCAUUGCAUCUCCUGCAUACACAUUCUUGCUCUACAAAAGCCUGAAAAUUAAGCUAAGAAAGGCAAAAAUCCCUUCAGCAGAUAUGAAAAAAGAAAAACUAUGA
This is a messenger RNA of Microtus oregoni (creeping vole), 3069 nucleotides long. Its product is annotated as ice-structuring glycoprotein-like. Bases 1 to 3069 code for a protein of 1022 amino acids. Lineage: Eukaryota; Metazoa; Chordata; Mammalia; Rodentia; Cricetidae. The record is from RefSeq and is a predicted model, not a curated record. The transcript has 5 exons.